AUGUUUUCCCGUGUCUCCCGUCGCGUCGCCUACGCCGUCAAGACCAAUGCCACCCGAACCUUUGCCACGCAGACUCGUGCCGUAUCGGCCAUCAAAGCUCCGGCCGCUCUGGCUAUUGCCGCAGCUGCUGGUGUCACGGCCUUCGCGAUGACAGCUACCCCCGUGGCCGAGAACAAGGCCACCGAUAAAUUCACCACGCCCCUAGCUGGUGUCCCCGGUACCUCUACUGAACGCACUUUCAUUGCCAUUAAGCCCGAUGGCGUGCAGCGAGGCCUUGUCAGUGAGGUGAUUGCUCGUUUCGAGAAGAAGGGAUACAAGCUCGUGGCGCUCAAGCUUAUGACGGCGACGGAAGAGCGCGCCAAGGCGCAUUAUGCAGACCUAUCGGAGCGUCCGUUCUUUCCAGGUCUUGUCAAGUACUUUACUUCGGGCCCUAUCGUGUGCAUGGUCUGGGAGGGUACGGACGUGAUUCUAACGGGCCGCAAGAUCCUUGGUGCUACCAACCCCAACCAGGCAGCCCCAGGCACCUUGCGUGGCGACAACUGCAUCUCCACGGGUCGUAACCUUGUGCACGGAUCGGAUGGCCCUGACUCGGCCAAGCACGAAAUUUCCAUGUGGUUCUCCCCCGCGGAAAUGAGCAACUACGAGCGCGCUCUCGACUCAUGGAUCGUCUCGAACAACUGA
Molecule: messenger RNA, 681 nt
Organism: Peronospora belbahrii
Lineage: Eukaryota; Oomycota; Peronosporomycetes; Peronosporales; Peronosporaceae
Source: the annotation of a GenBank genome assembly